Messenger RNA from Penicillium subrubescens, 1412 nucleotides. RefSeq names its product rRNA 2'-O-methyltransferase fibrillarin family protein. Gene Ontology annotation, biological process: box C/D sno(s)RNA 3'-end processing; rRNA methylation. Gene Ontology annotation, cellular component: box C/D methylation guide snoRNP complex; small-subunit processome; nucleolus. The record is from RefSeq and is a predicted model, not a curated record. NCBI's taxonomy places the organism in Eukaryota, Fungi, Ascomycota, Eurotiomycetes, Eurotiales, Aspergillaceae. Bases 244 to 1221 code for a protein of 325 amino acids. Gene Ontology annotation, molecular function: RNA binding; rRNA methyltransferase activity; histone H2AQ104 methyltransferase activity. The transcript is spliced from 3 exons.
GAUCAACGAGCAGCACCGGCUUUGACCCGCACGCGACUGAACCUUCACGGUCAAUUUUUCAACAGCUGUUCGACUCAGUAACUCCAACUACUGUGUCACUUCUGCUCAAUUUCGAUCGACUCUUUCUUUUGAGGCCGAUCUUCCAUCAAAUUUCAUCCGUCCUUGGUCUGAGCACUCGGUAGCUCGACUCCAACCUCUUUCGACUCCCUUUUCCCUCGGAAUUUUCCUUCACAACAUCAAAUAAUGGCCUUCACUCCUCGUGGUCGCGGUGGUCCUCCCCGCGGUGGUCGUGGCGGCGCUCCUCGUGGCGGCGGCGGUGGUCGUGGUGGAUUCGGUGGUGGCCGCGGUGGUGGCUUCGGCGGUGGUGGCUUCAGCGGCGGUGGUCGUGGCCGUGGUGGAGGUGGUCGUGGUGGCCCUCCUGGCCGUGGAGGUCGUGGUGGUCCUCGCGGUGGCCGUGGUGGCCCUCGUGGUGGUGCCGCUGGUGCCCGUGGUGGUGCCCGGGUUAUCAUCGAGAACCACCGUCACGCUGGUGUCUUCGUUGCCCGUGGUGGUAAGGAGGAUCUGCUCGUCACCAAGAACCUGACCCCUGGUGAGGCUGUCUACGGCGAGAAGCGCAUCUCCGUUGAGUCCCCUGCCGGUGAUGACGGCGUUGUCACCAAGACCGAGUACCGUGUGUGGAACCCCUUCCGUUCCAAGCUGGCUGCUGGUAUCCUGGGUGGUCUGGACAACAUCUACAUGAAGCCCGGUGCCAAGGUCCUCUACAUUGGUGGUGCCAGCGGUACCUCCGUCUCUCACGUCGCUGAUAUUGUCGGCCCCACCGGUAAUGUCUACGCUGUUGAGUUCUCUCACCGUUCUGGCCGUGACCUGAUUGGCAUGGCUACUCACCGUACCAACGUCAUUCCCAUUGUUGAGGAUGCCCGUCACCCCCUCCGUUACCGCAUGCUCGUCCCCAUGGUUGAUGUCAUCUUCGCCGACGUUGCCCAGCCCGACCAGGCCCGUAUUGUCGGUCUGAACGCUCACAUGUUCCUCAAGGAGGGCGGUGGUGUUCUGAUCUCCAUCAAGGCCAGCUGUAUCGACUCCACGGCCGCCGCUGAGGUUGUCUUCACCCGUGAGGUCCAGAAGAUGCGCGAGGAGAAGAUCAAGCCCAAGGAGCAGCUGACUCUCGAGCCCUUCGAGCGUGAUCACUGCAUUGUCGGUGGUAUCUACUCUCGUGCUUCAUAAAAAGGGUUUCUAAUCUUCUCGCUGUUGUCAUGUCUUCUUCAUUUUCCCUUUCCCUGGUUCCAUUUCACUUCCUCUCAGGCGUCUUGUGUUCCGCGAUGUAUCCAAUGUUUCUCUUUUUCAUUGUCUGUGUAUGAUUGCUUGCGUCACAAAAUAGGUCUCAAUUUUCUGGGAAAAUGCACGCACUGAAAUGA